Molecule: messenger RNA, 981 nt
Organism: Ictidomys tridecemlineatus (thirteen-lined ground squirrel)
Lineage: Eukaryota; Metazoa; Chordata; Mammalia; Rodentia; Sciuridae
Product: olfactory receptor 11H12
Biological process (GO): G protein-coupled receptor signaling pathway
Cellular component (GO): membrane
Molecular function (GO): olfactory receptor activity; G protein-coupled receptor activity
Source: RefSeq, a predicted model, not a curated record
AUAUGUCUCUUGACCUUGCAGGAUACCGAUCUAAUGAAUAUCUCCGAGCUAGAGUCCAACUUUGCUUCUGUAAGAGAAUUUAUACUCCAAGGUUUCUCUUGUGAGUGGAGGAUUCAGAUCUUCCUCUUCUCUCUCUUCACUACAACCUACGUGUUCACCAUAACUGGGAAUGGGACCAUUGUUUGUGCACUGUUGUGUGACAAGCGACUUCACACUCCCAUGUACAUGUUCCUGGGGAAUUUCUCCUUUCUAGAGAUCUGGUAUGUCUCUUCUACAGUCCCCAAGAUGUUGGUCAACUUCCUGUCGGAGAAAAAAACCAUCUCCUUUGCUGGGUGCUUCCUCCAGUUCUAUUUCUUUUUCUCAUUGGGUACAUCGGAAUGCUUGCUUUUGACUGUCAUGGCCUUUGAUCGAUAUCUAGCUAUCUGCCGUCCCCUGCACUACCCUAAUAUCAUGACUGGGAAUUCCUGUAUCAAACUGGUCAUUAUCUGCUGGAUUUGUGGGUUUCUGUGGUUCUUAAUUCCCAUUGCCCUCAUCUCUCAAAUGCCUUUCUGUGGACCAAACACUAUUGACCAUGUUGUGUGUGAUCCAGGGCCACUCUUUGCGUUAGCGUGUGCCACAGCCCCAGGAACUCAAAUGCUGUGCUACACUUUAAGCUCAUUAGUUAUCUUUGGUAACUUUUUCUUUAUUCUUGGGUCCUAUACUCUGGUCCUGAUAGCUGUGCUACGUAUGCCUUCAGCCUCUGGAAGACAUAAAGCCUUCUCCACCUGUGGGUCUCACUUGGCCGUGGUAUCGCUGUUCUAUGGUUCUCUGAUGGUCAUGUACGUGAGCCCAGGACUGGGACAUUCUGCUGGGAUGCAGAAAGUUGCAACAUUGUUUUAUGCUAUGGUGACCCCACUAUUUAACCCCCUCAUCUACAGCCUCCGAAAUAAGGAAAUAAAGGCAGCCAUGAGGAAAAUUAUGGGGAUUCCUAACAUAAUCUGA